CUUCCGACCAUCAAAAACUCACCGCCAGACUUCUUGCUCUUUAUCCCACUACUAUCCUUCAACGUGGUUGUCAAAAAUGGCAAAGUCGGAUCUGAAACGUAAAAAGAGGGAGGCCGCAGAUGAGGUUGCAUCCGAAGCUGCCAACGGCGUGGUUUCUCCCGAAUCUGAAGUUCGUGAGAACAAAAGAGUGAAGGAAUCCUCAGAGGAGGUGUCUGAGGAGGAAACUAAGGUUUCCGCAGCUGAGAAAGAAAAGGAGUCUAGUGAGGGACAUGAACAAGUUCCCGACCGUCCUGAGGUUGUUGUUUCCGCAAAGGAGAACCCAGAGUUGUUCACGGAUUUGCCUCUUUCGGAAAAAACUUUAAAUGCAAUCAAGGACAUCGGUUAUGAAAAGAUGACUGAGGUUCAGGCAAGAACUAUCCCCCCUCUGCUUGCUGGACGUGAUGUCUUGGGUGCUGCUAAAACUGGCAGUGGAAAAACGUUGGCUUUCCUGAUCCCUGCCAUUGAGACACUUUAUUCCCUUAAAUUCAAGCCUCGUAACGGUACAGGUGUUAUCAUCGUUUCUCCUACUCGUGAACUGGCUCUGCAAAUCUUUGGUGUUGCCAAGGAACUGCUGAAGUAUCAUCACCAAACUUUUGGUAUUGUCAUCGGUGGUGCUAAUCGUCGCGCUGAAGCCGAUAAGCUUGUCAAGGGUGUGAAUUUGCUUGUUGCCACUCCCGGUCGUUUGCUUGAUCAUCUCCAAAAUACCAAGGGUUUCGUGUUCCGUAACUUGCGUUCAUUGAUUAUUGAUGAGGCUGAUCGUAUUUUGGAAAUUGGUUUCGAAGACGAAAUGCGUCAAAUUGCCAAGGUUCUUCCUUCUGAAAACAGACAAACCAUGCUGUUCUCUGCUACCCAGACUACCAAGGUCGAGGAUCUUGCUCGGAUAUCCUUGAGACCUGGACCUUUGUAUAUCAACGUUGAUGCCGGUAAGGAUACAUCGACCGCUGACGGUUUGGAACAGGGUUAUGUUGUUGUCGAGUCCGACAAACGCUUUUUGCUUCUGUUCUCUUUCUUGAAGCGUAAUCUGAAAAAGAAGGUCAUUGUCUUCAUGUCUUCUUGUGCUUCUGUUAAGUACAUGGCUGAACUUCUUAAUUACAUUGAUCUUCCUGUGCUCGACUUACAUGGAAAGCAAAAACAACAACGCCGUACCAACACUUUCUUUGAGUUCUGUAACGCAGAGAAGGGUAUCAUGUUGUGUACAGAUGUCGCUGCUCGUGGUUUGGAUAUCCCUGCCGUCGACUGGAUCGUUCAGUACGAUCCCCCUGAUGAUCCCCGUGACUACAUUCAUCGUGUUGGUCGUACUGCUCGCGGUGCUAAGGGCAAGGGUCGUUCUCUUAUUUUCCUCACUCCAUCAGAGCUUGGUUUCCUUCGCUAUUUGAAGGCAGCCAAGGUACCUCUGAACGAGUACGAGUUUCCUUCCAACAAGGUUGCUAAUGUUCAAUCGCAAUUAGAGAAGCUUGUUUCUAAGAACUACUAUCUGCAACAAUCCGCUAAGGAUGGCUAUCGUUCUUAUUUGCAGGCUUAUGCCUCGUAUUCGCUCAAAUCUAUCUUUGACAUUAACAAGCUUGACUUGACGAAGGUUGCCAAGUCUUUCGGUUUUGCUACCCCACCUAGCGUCAAUAUCACCAUUGGCGCCAGCGGUCGUGCUGACAAAAAGGAACGAAAGGCGGGUUACAGAAAGAAAUCUUCUUCGGAUGUGUACUCAAAGCAGCGCUCGUCAGUACUUGCUGGGGACUCCUCCCGUAAGUGGAGCCGCUAGUUUACGAAGGUUUUGUCUAUGGUUAAAAAAAAUGUGGGUAUAACUCGGUGAUUUUGAAGUCAUUCUUACUGUUAAUAAAAGGUUGUUUCUGUUUUGGCUCAAAAUAGCUAUGGAAUUUGAUUGUGCGUGGUGAAUUUGGUAGUGAACUUUAUUGUCCCCGUUGUCUUAGUAUUGCCAACGAU
Messenger RNA from Schizosaccharomyces japonicus yFS275, 1977 nucleotides. Its product is annotated as ATP-dependent RNA helicase Has1. The coding region runs from base 77 to 1795 and encodes 572 amino acids. The record is from RefSeq and is a predicted model, not a curated record. Gene Ontology annotation, cellular component: preribosome, large subunit precursor; nuclear envelope; nucleolus. The transcript has a single exon. NCBI's taxonomy places the organism in Eukaryota, Fungi, Ascomycota, Schizosaccharomycetes, Schizosaccharomycetales, Schizosaccharomycetaceae. Gene Ontology annotation, biological process: maturation of SSU-rRNA from tricistronic rRNA transcript (SSU-rRNA, 5.8S rRNA, LSU-rRNA); rRNA processing; ribosomal large subunit biogenesis. Gene Ontology annotation, molecular function: hydrolase activity; RNA binding; RNA helicase activity.